Penicillium verhagenii is the source of this 1533-nucleotide messenger RNA. It is a transcript of the gene nemA, whose product is annotated as Nem1-Spo7 phosphatase catalytic subunit NEM1. Gene Ontology annotation, molecular function: protein serine/threonine phosphatase activity. NCBI's taxonomy places the organism in Eukaryota, Fungi, Ascomycota, Eurotiomycetes, Eurotiales, Aspergillaceae. The transcript has 2 exons. The coding region runs from base 1 to 1533 and encodes 510 amino acids. The record is from RefSeq and is a predicted model, not a curated record.
AUGAACUCGCUGAACAUCUUAUCCUCGCGAGUCAUUGGCCAGUCUUCCAGCUCGACGCGCCCACGAUCGCACUCACAGAGCGAGAAACGCCGUGAAGCUCCGCCCACUGACCUCGCCAAAUUUCGAUCCUAUAGCGAAAAUAAUUUUCGAACUAGCCUUGUCUCCGAAAAGGGUUAUGACGGUAGCGCAUCAUUAGCGGACGGCGACGGAGAAGACACGCCACAUUCAUUUGACGAGACAACAUCCUUAUUACAAGGCUCCCAACACGAUGGCGCUAUCGUGACUAAAAGCACCUGGCGACUAGUCACCAGGCGGAUCUUCGAUGCGAUCACCGAAACUAUCCGGUUCAUUCUUUCCACGAUCGCGGCACCUGGUGUAUAUAUCGCUCAAUGCUUCCAAAACGACGAUGGUUAUUAUUCGCUUCUCGCUCCAGUGAGGAAAAUCUGGAGAACGUCUGCCGAAUCCAGGAUCCGGCCGGUUAAAGGGACCUCUCGGGUAGAAAAUCGGCGACGGAGUGGCUCCACCCGCAAGUUGAAACCGCAGGCAUCUCGAGACUCUAUACUAUCCACAACAUCCGAAUCAGAUGCAGAUCGAAGAAAUGCCAGAGACUCCACGAGCUCAAAGACUCGACCGCAUAAAACCGACCACAAACAAGAUCAGGACUCGAAUGAAAGCACACCGCGGCGGUCUAUACGGAUCAAACUCAAUAACGAGGAAACACUCAAUAAUAGACAACGACAACGACGAACGCAAAGUGCAGACUUGGGUGGACCGAUGCCAGAGGGUGUGAGCCGGGUUCAAGCGACUGUCAACCCGGACAAUCUGAAGUCUCCCAUGUCCCCAUCUGUUCAUCGCAUUACGAAAUACCCUCACUCUCCGAAUCCGCCGCGACCUCUUCUCCCCCAACGAUUGCCUUCAUAUACAGCCGCUCCUCGCAAUGCCAGGCUCCCUCAAAAGACUCUGGUGCUAGAUCUCGACGAGACGCUGAUUCAUUCGCUUGCUAAGGGUGGGCGUAUGUCCAGUGGCCACAUGGUCGAGGUCAAGCUUUACAUGCCUACUACUGCCUUGGCCCCUGGGGGGCCACAGACAACUUUGGGUCCUCAGCAUCCCAUCUUAUACUAUGUGCAUAAGCGGCCACACUGUGAUGAUUUUCUGCGCAAAAUCUGCAAGUGGUACAAGCUCGUCAUCUUCACAGCCAGUGUCCAAGAGUAUGCCGACCCCGUCAUUGACUGGCUCGAGUCAGAACGCAAGUACUUCCAAGCCCGAUACUACCGACAGCACUGCACACUCCGUAAUGGUGCCUACAUCAAAGAUCUUAGCUCCGUGGAACCGGACCUGAGUAAAGUGAUGAUCUUGGAUAACAGCCCAAUGAGCUAUAUCUUCCACGAGGAUAACGCGAUUCCUAUUGAGGGCUGGAUCAACGAUCCAACGGAUAACGGUCUGCUGCAUCUGAUACCUAUGUUGGAGGCAUUGCAAUAUGUCACUGAUGUUCGGGCGUUACUGGCUCUUCGCCGUGGUGAAAUCGAAGCGUAG